Messenger RNA from Parus major (Great Tit), 10747 nucleotides. RefSeq names its product DLG associated protein 2 (gene DLGAP2). Gene Ontology annotation, molecular function: molecular adaptor activity. The transcript is spliced from 16 exons. The coding region runs from base 161 to 3451 and encodes 1096 amino acids. Gene Ontology annotation, biological process: signaling. NCBI's taxonomy places the organism in Eukaryota, Metazoa, Chordata, Aves, Passeriformes, Paridae. Gene Ontology annotation, cellular component: postsynaptic specialization; glutamatergic synapse. The record is from RefSeq and is a predicted model, not a curated record.
UCAAGAUACUGGAGCAACAGCAAAUGUUUCAUAUGGAUAGAUCGUGUCCCUCCUGAAGGCAAGAUCUUCAGGUACUGACCACUAGAGGGGCUGGGAUGAUGGAAAUAGAAGGUAUCCACAUUUAUAGCAUGGGCUACAGACACACAGUUGUGCAAACAUCAUGCUUUACACUCUCAAAUUAAAGCUUAAAAACCUCCAAGGAAGGAAAGGAGGCCAGAUUGGAGGGGGAGGAGGUGAGAGGAAGGAAACGGGUGGAGAAAACCACUAUAUUCCCAAGAUGCAAGGAAAGUUGAAAAGUAGAAGAAAAAAUAUAUUAAAUCAGUGUAAACUAAGAGAGUCACAGUGUACACUCUGUGGGGAGCCUGAAGAUUUGGAUUCUCUAACAGGGCAUGCAUUUCAAGAAGAAGAGGGUGGCGAUCUGCUCAAGUCGAGCUUCAGUUUUCCAGGGACGCCAGAGGAGGAGCUAGACCAGCAGUACUCAUGGUCGCCUUCUCAGCACUUCAAUGAAGAAAGAUACUCUCCUGCUCCGAGGAAUAUGAAAGGAUUAUCUGGUAGUCGCAAUCAACCACAGUUAUGUUCAGCUCAUACUUGUGGCUUAGCAUCCCCUGAAGAUUGUGAACAUACCCACGACCAUAUCCACCAUGGGCAGGAGCCAAGGCCAUCGUAUCUUCUCAGCCCCACGGAGAGUUGCCCGCUGGACCACCAUCGUUGCUCCCCACGCAGCUCCAUCCAUUCUGAGUGCAUGAUGAUGCCCAUGGUAAUGGGCGAUCACAUGUCAAGUAGCACUUUCCCCAGAAUGCACUACAGCUCACAUUACGACUCAAGAGACGACUGCGCCAUGUCUCACGGUAACCCUAAGAUUAACCGUAUUCCUGCAAAUCUUUUGGACCAAUUUGAGAAACAGCUUCCUCUUCACCGGGAUGGGUUUCAUACUUUACAGUACCAGCGGACCUCAACAGCUGCGGAACAACGCAGUGAGAGCCCGGGAAGGAUACGCCAUCUCGUUCAUUCCGUCCAGAAACUUUUUACUAAAUCUCAUUCUCUGGAAGGAUCAUCCAAGGGCAAUGUUAAUGGAACAAAGGGGGACAGUCGAGGGGACGAUCAUCAUCAUGGGCACCAUUCCAAGCAUAGCAAACGGAGUAAAAGUAAGGAGCGAAAACCAGAAGGCAAGCAUAAGUCUGGAAUGAGUAGCUGGUGGAGCUCUGAUGAUAAUUUGGACAGCGAUAGCACUUACCGAACCCCUAGUGUGGUAAAUAGGCACCAUACAGAUCAUAUAUCCCACUGCUAUCCUGAGGCACUCCAGGGGCAUUUUGGGGAUCUCUCAUUGAAGACUUCCAAAAGUAACAAUGAUGUGAAGUGUUCGGCUUGUGAAGGGCUACCAAUGACCCCUGAUAGUAAAUAUAUGAAAAGGAGUUCUUGGUCCACGCUUACAGUAAGUCAGGCUAAAGAAGCUUAUCGCAAAUCAUCACUGAACUUAGAUAAGCCUCUGGUUCACCAGGAAAUCAAACCUUCCUUGAGGCCGUGCCAUUACCUUCAGGUACCUCAGGAUGAAUGGGGAGGAUACCCAGCUGGUGGGAAAGAUGAAGAGAUCCCGUGCAGAAGAAUGAGAAGUGGGAGCUACAUUAAGGCCAUGGGAGAUGAAGAAAGUGGAGAUUCUGAUACUAGCCCCAAGACAUCGCCAAAAUUAACAGUUCGACCAGAGUCAUUAUUAAAAUCCAUUGGGCAAAGACCACUUGGAGAUCAUCAAAAUCAGAGCUACCUUCAAACUGCAAGUGACGUGCCUGGGGGUCACAACCUGGAUCCCUCUGCAAACUACAAUUCCCCAAAGUUUCGCUCAAGGAAUCAGAGCUAUAUGAGAGCAGUGAGCACGCUCAGUCAGGCCAGCUGUGUUAGUCAGAUGAGUGAAGCAGAGGUUAAUGGACAAUUUGAAUCGGUGUGUGAAUCAGUGUUUAGUGAAGUUGAAGCUCAGGCAAUGGAUGCCCUUGACCUCCCUGGGUGUUUCCGAACAAGAAGCCACAGUUACUUGCGUGCCAUUCAGGCAGGCUAUUCCCAAGAUGAUGAAUGUAUACCUGCGCUGACAUCUUCCAACAUCACCUCAACCAUCAGGUCAACCACAGCUGUAACUUAUACAAGUUACAAAAAAACACCACCACCAGUACCCCCUCGUACCACUUCCAAGCCACUGAUCUCCGUCACGGCACAGAGCAGCACAGAAUCCACCCAGGAUGCAUAUCACGACAGCCGGACUCAGAGGAUAUCCCCGUGGCCACAGGAUGGGCGAGGGAUGUACAACUCCACUGACAGCUUGGACAGCAACAAGGCCAUGAACCUGGCCCUGGAGACAGCGGCUGCGCAGCGCCACGCGGCCGAGAGCCAGAGCACCUCCAUACGGACCAGUGACAAGGCCAUCCUGGUGACAAAGGCAGAGGAGUUCCUUAAGAGUCGGCGUUCCUCUAUAGGGAUCCAGGUGGAAACAGCAACUGAUUCAGAUACUGAAAGCAGAGGUCUACGGGAAUACCACUCUGUUGGAAUACAAGUGGAAGAUGAAAAACGACAUGGACGAUUCAAGCGCUCAAACAGCGUAACAGCAGCUGUCCAGGCUGACCUGGAACUGGAGGGUUUUCCAGGACACAUCACCAUGGAGGAUAAGGGACUUCAGUUUGGCUCGUCAUUCCAGCAGCACUCAGAGCCCAGCACACCCACCCAGUAUAGUGCAGUGAGAACUGUACGGACACAGGGACUGUUCAGUUACAGAGAAGAUUAUAGGACCCCAGUUGACACCUCAAACCUUCCACCACCAGAGCCCUGGCUAGAGCCAGCCAUUGAGACAGUAGAGACUGGUCGAAUGUCUCCUUGUCGACGGGAUGGAUCUUGGUUUAUGAAGUUACUACACACUGAAACUAAGAGAAUGGAAGGCUGGUGCAAAGAAAUGGAAAGAGAAGCAGAAGAAAAUGAUCUUUCUGAAGAAAUCCUAGGUAAGAUCAGAAGUGCUGUUGGAAGUGCUCAGCUCCUCAUGUCUCAGAAAUUCCAGCAAUUUUAUUGGCUUUGUCAGCAAAAUCUGGACCCGAGUGCCAUGCCAAGACCAACUUCCCAGGACCUUGCAGGUUUCUGGGACUUACUGCAGCUCUCAAUUGAAGAUGUCAGCAUGAAGUUUGAUGAACUGCACCAGUUGAAACUCAAUGAAUGGAAAAUAAUAGAAUCACCUGAAAGGAAGCCAACGGGUUGGUGGAUGGAAGAAAGAAAGAUUCCCCCUCCUGUACCAAAGAAGCCCCCAAAAGGAAAAUUCCCUAUCACAAGAGAAAAAUCUCUGGACCUACCUGACAGACAACGACAAGAAGCUAGAAGACGGCUGAUGGCUGCCAAGCGAGCAGCCUCUUUCCGGCAGAAUUCAGCCACAGAGCGUGCAGACAGCAUUGAGAUCUACAUCCCAGAGGCUCAAACCCGGCUUUAAAGACAGAAUGCUGCAGAGUUCCUUUUUUUAAGCAAAAUGCUUGUACAGUUUGUCACUUACCUGGUAAUUUUUGUCUCAUUCUCUCCACUAAAUAUGCCCUUGAUGUUGUGUUCUUUGUGCCAUAAGCACAGUGGAAUGCUUUUGAUUUCCUCAGAAUUUGCUGAGCUCACCGCAAGAAUGACUUCUUUUUGUAUUUAUUGUCUGACUUACAAUCAGCUACAAUGGAUAGGGCUUGUCAAGACCUGACUUAUCCAAUAUAUUCUCAGAGGACAACAAGAAACACCUCUUGAGAUGGAACCCAGCUUACUUUUUGUUAUUUAUAUUUUUAUAAAAUGUGUGAUAAUUAGGGAUAAGAAUAACAAACUAUAAAUGGGUGCAUCUCACCAUUCACUAGAGGCAUUAGCUAAUCCAAGUAGAAGGUGCUACAAAUGUAAAGAGCAGGAAAGAAAGAACCCAUUUAUCUCCUUGACCUCCAGUUUCUUUUCCUAAAAUCCAGCUAACAUAUUUACCCAUGUGCUCUUCCACUCUUCUCAUCUUUGUUACUGCAAAAUAACAUUAGGCCUCUCAUCUCAUUCAAGUUUCUGGAGAUGAACAGGGAUAUCCAGCCACUAAAACUCCAAAGUUCAUCAGAAACCAAGAAGCAUACGAGUCUGGUGAUGGUGGGAAUGUCUACUAAGAAACGUUUGCUGUUAGCAGUAUAACGACACUCUGAAACCUAAGCAAAAUUGUAAUGCAAGAGGACUUGAGUGAUGGGUGAAAGUAAAAUGGAAGCCUUAAAAAGUUAGAUCUUCUGUAGUAAGAUGAGUAAAGAAAAAGUUAUGCUCACUCCUUUGGACCACUCAUUGCAUUUUUAACAGUUCUUUUACAUGUUAAUAUUUAUUUUAUAAACCUUCUCUCUUUCAUUUCAAGAGCUGUGCUACAUGUACUAUUUCAAACUCUCAAAUUGUUAUAACAAUUGAGUUUCCAGGGUAUCCUUGAGAACAAAAAAAUCUUGCUUGUUUAAAAUGCCAGUUGUGAUGUUGUAAACAGUUUAAGAAAUAUGAAUGUGAGUGGUAAGUAUAUAUAAGUUUAAAUGGUUAUGUUAAGGUAAGGUAAACUGUGGUUUACAAUUGUAUUUUUUUUUUAGAACUAUUUUUCUAUGCAGUUAUCAUUUAUGGCAAGAAUAAGGUUCUUGCUUGCUUCAGACAUAGGAAAAAAAAAAGAAAAAAAAAGAAAACAACAAAAAAAAAAGAAAACAAAACACCUGACUCAAGAGAUAAGUGAUUUCCAGCCAUGGAAUAUAGGGAAAAUAAUAUAUUUUCAAGCCUCAAAGGUCAGAAUAGAGAAGUGGGAGCUACCACAGUCAAGAGGCUUUAAUUUAAAACAAAUUAGGACAGAAUUAUUCCACUUCACCUACCUUCCAGAGCCAACCCAGCAAUCCAGCACUUAGAAGUCUUCAGGUGAAGACGCAAUAAAAUGAGUAACAUGCAGCCCCCGAUACCAAGGUUUGGAUCCUACUGAACGCAAGUUUAGGUGAAAAGAAUGAGAACCCAGUGAGACAGACAGCCCCAGUUACCACAUUCCCUCUUUACCUGCUUUAACAAAUGCAACAUAUUUAGCCAUAGGCAGAACAACUCUUUAAUUAUACUCAAGCACUUUGGUUCUUCACCUGUUAAGCACUUUAAAUCCAAAUCCCACACACCCUGCAGCCUGAUGGAUGACUGAAAGAAAACAUGAAGUACCGUAGGUUAUGCAGAUCUGACAUUGCUUCAAAUCUGUUUUCUUUUGUUUGUUUGGUUGGUUUUUCCCUUCUCUUUUUCCUACAGUGUGUGGUAUUAAGCAUGAGUUCUGUCUUUGGACAGCUGAUAAAGCAUGCUUGGCUUCAAAGUAUGAAUCUUUAGAGAUGAAGUUUUGAGAAGUUUCUGUGAGAAGACACCCCUGUAAAUUUAGCCUGGUAUCUGGUAUAUACUUUGCCAAAUAGCCUUAAAACUAUAUUUGAAGCAAAAACCAAGAAGAAUGUAUAUCCUUCAAGAAUGCAAAAAAAAAAAAAAAGAAAAAAAAAAGAAAAAAAAGGAAUAAAAAAGAAUAAAUCCCUGUAAUAUUCUUCUAUAGACGAAAACAUUAUAUUUCCCAUCCCUUGUGUUUUCAAGGCAUUUUCUAUUAAGGAAAAGAGAUGAAUCCUAGUCAGUGUACAAUGUUGAUGCUACUUCCUAUAUUUGUUGUACUAUUUUAAAUACAGAAGUACAUGCAGAGACUGGCAUCUUUAGUCUUGAAAACUGGUAUCUUAAAGUGGAGCUGCUAAUUAGAAUAUUCAUACAAAACCAAAGCCAGUAUUUUCCCUCGACUGAAGAAAUUGAAAGUAGAGACACAUACACCUGUACACAUAUGGCAGCUGAUACAUUUUAUCUCAUUUCCUGUACACUUACAGGAGAAACCCUCCUACUUACAGCAACAGGUCAUGCAAUUAAGACAAGCUACACCUGAUCCUGCCAGUAAUCAGACUUUAUGAAGAGAAAUUGUAAACCAAACAGAUUACAGAUAAACUGAGAUCCCAGCUGGCCUAAUAAUGCUGACUUGGAGGACUCUAUGUUCUACAUUUCCCAUGCUAUUAUAAAAAAAUUCUCAGUGUAAGAUUUAUAAAUCUAUGAUUUCUGUUUGUUCCACCUUGUUCAAACCAACAAACAAACAAAAAACAAAAAAACUAAACAAACAAACCCCACAAAAAACAAUUGGAAAAAAUCAAAAGUAAACUAGAUGCCUACCAACAAAUCUGAUAAUGUUAUCUGUGCACAUUACAUUUUGAAGUGCAAUAUAUUAAAUUAUUGUACAGGUAACAUUGUAUCUUUAAAGACAAAUAAGCCAUUUCAAUUUACAUAUUGUACACCUGGUUAGCUUAGAAAGAUAACAUUAUGCUCAUCAUAUUUGUGUUGCAAAUAAAUCAAAGUCAGAUUGUUUCAUUCUCUGAGAUGAGAAACACCAUAUGUUAAUAAACAUAUAACCAGAUCAAGUGUAAUCUGACUCCACAUCACAAAAAUGAAAGUCAGUUACAAAACCAAAGUAGGAGGAACAUAAAUAAACAGAAAGAUAGGAACUAGAAUGUUUUCUUCUUUGAGAGUUCAUGGUAUAGACUCUCUCAGAACAGCUGAAUAUAGCAAAAUAGCCUAGUGUUUAAUUAAAUAUUAAUUGGGCUAAUAUGUAUUUUAACACAUUAAAAUUAUAGAAAGUCUCUAUUCAUUUAGUCAUUGCCUGUAAAACACAAGUAUACUAAAGAGAAUUCAGAAAAUUUAAAUAAGGAAAAAGGCCUGAAUGGUAAAACUGUUGAUAUUUGCCAUACUUACUUUUGCUUUGUAUAUUAUUUUAGAUUUGAAAUUCUUUGUAAUUUGGUGAAGUACAUUAUGAAUUGUUUUAUUAUUUCAUGUCCACCUGAUUAGAAUGGCCUUUGGCAGAAUGCAAAGAUUAACAAUAUUGUACAGUUUAAUACCAAAAAGUGAUAUUUUAAUUCAUGCUUAAGCCUUGACACUAUAUUAGAUUUGAGAUCAAUCAGGAAGGAAUUAAAGCGUGCAUAGGAAAGUGUGUGAAUUUCAUAUACAUAGAUAGAUAUAACAUAUAUUUCAUAUAAUGGAAAUUAUUUGUUUUAAAAUAAGCCCACGUCCUGCUGUAUCAGUAAAUUAAUACUCUACUUCCUCAGCACUGCAUCUAGUAUAUAGUCAAGGAAUGUUUGGUCAUUGGGUGGUUUUGCAAGUAGCAGCUACGCGACGGAGUGUCACACGUGUCCUGUGUGCCACGUGGGGCCCGCAGCCUGCUCGUGGCCAUGGAAGCAGUGCCCUUCAGAGGUCCCUGGCCCCGUGGCACCUCAGGCAGUGUCACUGUUCUGUCCCAGGCCCUCUGCAUGCAGGGCCCCCGGCCCCUCGCCUGGAGCAGUGAGCCUCCACAUCAGCCCAGCUCAGCCUUUUACACUCAAAGCCUUGGGCCUGCCCUGCCCAGUUGGUGGGUUUGAUGUCCUCCUCAGCACUUCAGUGUUGGCACCAGUGGCAAGGGCACACUGGAGGCUGACCCAUCAAGCCUUGGUUUGUGCAUGCCGAUUGGAGGCCUGAAACUGGUUUGGCAGCUCCAGGUGUCAAGCUGUGUGCACUGAAACCCUGUGAAACCAGAGCCUCCGUGUAAGACAGCUUAAAUGAAUCAUGAAGCAACGUACCUCCCAUUACUGUUCCACAGCAUCUUAUGAUGCAGGGAUACCACCCGCCAACUGCGCUUGAGGUAAGGAAUACAACAAACCCCUUAAUGUCUAGAGAGGUGCUUCCUGGUGUAUGACAGGUUGACACCCACAUUUAUACAGUGCCUUUCAUCCAGAAGGAUCUGCAAGCACUUUAUUAGCCAACACACAAACUCCAGGCUGGGCUGCAGCUGGGACAGGUAACCCAGCAUGGCGGGAUGCUAGGAGUUCUCCCACCUGUCCCCAUGCUGCUGGGGAGUUUCCUUCCACAGCACCCUUCCAGCAUCUGGGACCUCACAGUCUGAAUCUGUGCUGAAGGAGAAGACAAGACUACUGAACCAAGAGGAGGACCUGAGCAAAGCAGAGAUGAGGGCAAUCAGUGCUCAUACCAUCCCCCAGGAAGUAGGCAGGGAGUGAUGAGCAUCAAAUUAACCUUCCAGAACGAUCUCUGCCUUUUCUGUUCCUGACAGCAGCAGUGAGGUCCCGGCAGUGGAGGAGCACCAUGGGAGGGUGCUGGAGGAGACUCCUGGCUGGUGCCAGGCACAGGAGCUGAUGUCACCAGCAGCUGAGCCCUCUUGGUCAGGAAUCUUGGCAAGUCUCCCCUUCGCAAGUGCAUUUUCCCCCGCUUUUUUAGCGGGAGAGAUCCAUCUGGGGUACUUGCUGCACAAGCAGCCUCCCCCAAACGCCCUGUUCUCUCUCCAGGUCUGCCCUCCAGCCCAGCUAACCCGAGGGAUGAUGUGGGGCACAGGACUUAGGCAUGAUGAUUGUGCUUUGGUUUGGGCAGCUGCUCUUUUGGGAGACUCAGCCCUAACCCUAAGGGUUCUUUUAUGGCAGAGCAAUGGGGACACCUCUCUCUGCAGAUGAGAGGCCACCAUUUCAUGCAGAGAACAGAAAGAGGAUAUAUACAUAUAUCAAUAUAUACACAUAAUGAUUUUUCACCGUCAAGGUUCCAGAGAACCAGACCCAGGAACCACAGUCAACACACACAUUCCUGUAGAUUGUGCCACUUUCUUGCAGCUCAUCCUCAACACCGAUGGCUGCAGCAGGUUCACUGCCUACUGCAGCCCCAUGGCCCAUCAGCAGCUAUUCACCGUGUUCACCUCCAGGGACCAUCUUUCAGGAACAGAUGCUUUACAGCAUACUCAUAUGCAUAUACAGAGUCCUGUCAGGAAUUAAGCCCUCUGUAUCCACAGAAGUUGCUUAAUUUAUCUCUGAAAUGCAGCUACCUCUAUGGCAUAAUGCUGUAGCUGUUUUACUACAUAAUAAGCUGUUCAGGACAACAAGUAUAAAAUCAAAAUUGAAAUGGAACGUUGCCCAAAAGAAAAUUUGGCCAGCAUAUGUGGGCUGAUUCAGCUCCUCUUAAUGAAAUAAAAUUCCAAUAGCUGAAAGAGGCUAUGGCAUUCGCUACUGAAUGUCUUUUCCAACAUAAACAAUUCUAUGAUUCUGUAUCUAAAAACAGUAUUCCAGAUCUUUUCUCAUUAAAUGCUUAUCACAUUUCAUAGAAGAUGAUAGCAGACGAAGACUGCACGUUCACUGAUCCACCUUUCCACACACAGAUUUUGUCCCAUUACCCUUCAUUGCCAGAAGAGAACUGGGCUUUUGAAGUCAGAUCUUAGUUAAGGUGAAUUAGUCUGUCUACACGGCUUACUCUUUAACUGAGCAAACACAGAACAGUUUUCAUCAGCUGGUAAUUUAAUUGUAUAUUUUAUUAAGGCCAAAUUGUUAUUUUUCUAAAUUGGUUUUGUUGGACAGGAUUUUUUACUUCUCUAGGUACAAAACCAUGGAUAUUUUCACCUAAGCAUAAAUGAGGAGGAGGCUUAUCUGAAUAUACAGUCAUUAUUCACAAACAUAGCCCAUUAGUGAGGAAUUUUCUUCUUCUUACCUUGCCACUCUUUCAUUCAACACACUAUUUCCCAGUCCUAAAAACUUCACUGUCAUAGUCAUACAAGUUUCUUGUUUGUGAAAUGGAUUAUUGUAGAGCAUCGGGAUAAGUUCUGAUCCCAGUUGUAUUAGAAUCAAUGCUCAGAAACUGAAACCAGAAUGAAAUAUCAGACCUGAAUCAAUAUAAUUCAGAUCAAUAUCUGACUCAGCAAGUCUGAGGUAGGAAGGACUCUGUGUUCAAGGUAGCAAGUGUGCCAUUACUUUGCAGGAGCUCAUUUUUCCUUUCAGGUAGGUCAGAGUCAUGCAUAGGGCUCAGUAGUAGGUUUGAGUCUCUGAAGAGAGUCUUCACAAAGAAAUGCCAGCUUUUUAUAAUUACCAUGGAAUCCACAUGCUCAUAUCCAUGUUUUGAUUUACCCUUUGGAGGUUUAAUAGAAUGGCCAUCUCAUUUUAAAAGGGCUCAGCAUGUAUGUAUUAUUUAGUUCAAUUUAUACAUUAAUUUCUUGACUGAAAUAAAAUUCCCUUUCAAGUAGUCUGGCUUAUAUGCUCUAAAACUGUUCUUUCCUGAAGAAAAGCCACUAUGACUGUGCAGGAUUUUCUGUACAGAGACAAAACUCAUACUUUCAUUUACCAUGGACACGCCAAAAUAAUAAAGUGUGGCCUAAGGACUAAAUUAAAUGCCUCCUAUAGAACUUCAAGGAAUGUUAGUACCAGGAAACUAGCUGUUUAGUUAUCAUUAAAAGUAUAUAUAAAUAUAUAUAAAUAUAUAUAUACAUAAGAAAUCAUAUCAACAAUGAGGAUGAACUGAGUGCCAAAUAUUCACCAUCUGUAUAAAGCUACACUUCACUAGAAUUAAACUAUUUUAUGUAAUUCUUUCUCAUGCUUUUAUGGUUCUUUUGAUAAAUUCUAUUUAGUAGCAUGCAGGAUACCUAAAUUGAAUGUACAGUAUGUUGUUUCAUUGCUACAAUAAUUUAUUGCUUCUCAGUAAUAUCUUCUUUACCAGAAUGUUAUUUGUUACUUUGAAGACAUAUUUGAAAAUUGUUUUAUUAUUGAGUUAUUCUUUUUUUUCAUGGUUCUCUACUCACCUCCAGCUGAUUGUAAGAAAAUGUGCUUCACUAUUUUGCCCCAUGGCUCUUUUAUGAAGCUGCCUCUUUCAACUGGUUUAUGUAUUGUUUAUGUUCAUCUCCUGUAAAUAAUUCUGCAAUUAAAUUUUUUGAGAAAAAAUA